Monomorium pharaonis (pharaoh ant) is the source of this 1620-nucleotide messenger RNA. It is a transcript of the gene PCNA, whose product is annotated as proliferating cell nuclear antigen. The record is from RefSeq and is a predicted model, not a curated record. Gene Ontology annotation, molecular function: DNA binding; DNA polymerase processivity factor activity. Lineage: Eukaryota; Metazoa; Arthropoda; Insecta; Hymenoptera; Formicidae. Bases 667 to 1455 code for a protein of 262 amino acids. Gene Ontology annotation, cellular component: PCNA complex. Gene Ontology annotation, biological process: translesion synthesis; mismatch repair; leading strand elongation. The transcript is spliced from 4 exons.
UGAUUGUGAGUUUAAUAUAUGUUAAAUUUAACAGUUAAUGUUUUACCCUCUUGGGUAAAUUCGUUCGACUGUCAAUUAUAAAUACGGAUUCAUUAAAAUAAAUUUAAUAUUUAUUUUUUUAAUAUACGAAUUAUGGUUCCUUGAGGUUUCAAAUCCAACGUCAGUAACUGUUACAAAUUUUGAGUUUGUUAAACUCCGGUAAAUUAAUAAUCAUUUUUUUCAUACGUAUAAACAUAAAAUUUUAUCCUAUUUAAGCUACGGUCUACUUAACGCUACACAAACAGGGAAGAAUCUGAGAACGGCCACCGCGGCCUUUUUCGUGCGACCAUAGCCAAAGGCUACCGCUCUCAAGUUCCUCUCUGCUACAAACGUUUCGAAGUAUUCUUUGAUUGGUCAAUUCGUAAGAUUCUUAAUUUUAUUAAUAUUUUCAAAGCGACACGAAAUGAUGCCAUCUACUUCCGCUGAGUCGGCUGGCUUAGUCACGUGGUCACGAGCGCGCGACAAAAGCGCGGGUAACCGUCAUUUAAAGAAGCCAUUGGAACUAUUGGAAGCCACGAGCCGCGAGGAGUACUUGUUGAUCCGGAGGACGAAGAUUUAUCGUAGCGUGACAUCCACAUUUCUUUACGCCAAAUUUAUUAACACGAGCGUGAAAAGAAGCACGAUACCAUGUUCGAGGCACGCCUGACGCAGAGCGCGAUCCUGAAGAAAGUGUUGGACGCGGUGAAGGACCUUCUGACCGAGGCGACUUUUGAAUGCUCAGACUCGGGGAUUCAGGUCCAGGCGAUGGACAACGCGCACGUCUCUCUGGUCUCGUUGAAUCUCAGGAGUGACGGUUUUGACAAAUACCGCUGUGAUCGAAAUCUUUCGAUGGGGAUGAGCAUCAGUUGCAUGUCGAAGAUUCUGCGAUGCGCUGGUUCAGAAGACACGGUAACUCUUAGAGCAUUGGACAAUCCUGAGUCUGUUGUUUUUAUAUUCGAAUCGCCGAACAAAGACAAGCUGGCCGAAUACGAUAUGAAAUUGAUUAACAUGGAUCAGGAGCACCUGGGCAUACCUGACACCUCGUACUCGUGCGUCGUGAAAAUGCCAACCGCAGAAUUCACUCGCAUAUGCAGAGAUCUGAGCCAAUUUGGAGAAUCUAUAACUUUUGCAUGUAGCAAGGAGGGUAUCAAGUUCAGCGCGUCCGGUGAUUACGGCUCAGCUAACAUCAAAUUAGCGCAGACUGCGGACGCGGAUAAUGAAGAAGAAGCGGUAAUAGUUAAUAUGCAAGAACCAGUGAAAUUAACAUUUUCCUGCCGUUAUCUGAAUUGUUUUGUAAAAGCUGGUCCUCUCUGCAACCAAGUUCAACUGUCCAUGUCCGACGACGUGCCUUUAGUCUGUGAAUACAAGAUCGGUGAUAUUGGACACAUCAGAUAUUACCUGGCGCCCAAGAUCGACGACGAGGAAGAAAAUAACUAAAAAUAACGAUGUAGAAAUUAGACAUUUGUAUAAAACUGAACUGUAAUUAACGGUACUGUAUUGUGUCAUUAAUUGUUUCGGAAAAUCUUGUCCUAUUAUAGCGUUCGACAUCGUCGAAUAUUUAUUUCAAAUAAUAAUUCAGCAUAAUAAAUUUCAAGAAGAUGA